AAGCUCCUUAAAAUACCUAGGUAGGUAGGUAUACUGGCAAAUCAUCAACUAUUCCUUCUACAUAACUAUUUCCUAAAAAAAAACAACUACCAUUCUUCUCAUCCCAAUUAAUAAAAAUAAAAAAAACAUCUUUAAUAAGGCGCUUAUCCAUCAUCUCAUCCCAUCCCAUCCCAUCUCAUCUCAUCAUAUCAUAUCCUUCAGCUUCGUACUCCUAUUUACAAAGAGUCGUAUUUAAAAGAAAGCGCAAGGUGACUCACACAAGGCGACCAAUCAAGCCGUCAAGAUGCCCUUCGACACCGAGCUGACGCGCCGCCUGGGCAUCAAGAUUCCUGUUGUCCAGGGUGGCAUGCAGCACGUUGGAUAUGCUGAGUUGGCCGCUGCAGUGUCAAACGCGGGAGGAUUGGGUAUCCUUACAGCCUUGACACAGCCCACACCUGAGGAUCUGAGAAAGGAGAUCCGGCGGUGUAGGGAGAUGACCAAAUACCCGUUUGGCGUCAACAUUACGCUAUUGCCUGCACUUGUGCCCCCAGACUACGCUGCGUACGCCCAGGUCGUUAUCGACGAGGGGGUCAAGAUAGUAGAAACUGCCGGCAACAGCCCUGGGCCAGUCAUCUCCAAGCUGAAGGCCGCCGGUCUCAUUGUUCUCCACAAAUGUACUACCAUUAGACACGCACAGAGUGCCAUCAAGCUCGGCGUCGACUUUCUAUCCAUAGACGGGUUCGAAUGCGCAGGACACGUGGGCGAGUCAGACAUCACCAAUUUCAUCCUGCUUAGCAAGGCGCGCCAGACGCUUAAGGUGCCAUUCAUCGCCUCUGGGGGCUUCGCCGAUGGUGAAGGACUGGCGGCUGCCCUGUGUCUCGGUGCAGAAGGUAUCAAUAUGGGUACCCGGUUCAUGUGCACUGUCGAAGCACCUAUCCACCAGAAGAUCAAGGAAGAGAUCGUCAACGCCCAGGAAACCGACACUGCCUUAGUCAUGCGAAGGUGGACUAAUACCACCCGGUUGUACCGUAACAAGAUUACGGACCAAGUCGUGAAAAUCGAAAAGGAGAGCAAGACCGGCGAAUUCGCCGAGAUCGCCCCUUAUGUAAGCGGGAAACGAGGCCGGGAAGUAUUCAUAAAUGGAGAUGCCAACUUUGGUGUAUGGACUGCCGGCCAAGUCAUCGGACUGAUCCAUGACAUCCCGACUUGUGAUGCCUUACUGAAAAGGAUAGAGAAGGACGCGGAGGCCACACUGACUUCGAAGCUCGCGUUGGCGAAACCCCAGAGCAAGUUGUAAAAGCGCACACUCUGUGAAACGUCUCAACAAGAGUAUUUCCAUUUAGGGGUCUGGCUUUUUGAGAUUUGCGGCGUUAUGUAUUAGCAGCAUACUGUAAGUUAGUUAGAGUCUAAUGUUACUUACUUAGCCUUAGCCUCCAUACAAGACACCAAUGUAGGUUUACAUAUUAGGGGUCUAUACUAAUGAAUUCGACCAUGGCCCCCUC
Molecule: messenger RNA, 1481 nt
Organism: Hypoxylon fragiforme
Lineage: Eukaryota; Fungi; Ascomycota; Sordariomycetes; Xylariales; Hypoxylaceae
Exons: 3
Coding region: 284-1276 (330 amino acids)
Molecular function (GO): nitronate monooxygenase activity
Source: RefSeq, a predicted model, not a curated record